Messenger RNA from Guyanagaster necrorhizus, 1220 nucleotides. Its product is annotated as alpha/beta-hydrolase. NCBI's taxonomy places the organism in Eukaryota, Fungi, Basidiomycota, Agaricomycetes, Agaricales, Physalacriaceae. Bases 24 to 998 code for a protein of 324 amino acids. The record is from RefSeq and is a predicted model, not a curated record. The transcript is spliced from 7 exons.
CUUUCGUUGAUCUGCGCCCAAUCAUGAACGUUACCGAGUUCCUCAUUAACACAUACAGCACUGGAACACCGCUCGUCUCUACGGCGAAGCGUUACCGUCCCUCCGCCACCACAAAGAAGGGCUACAUCCUGAUAUUUGCCCACGGGACUGGAUUUCAUAAAGAACACUGGGAACCAAUUAUCCAACGUCUGUACGCCCACGGCGGGCCCAUCAUCGAAGCCUGGGCAAUAGACUCGCAGACGCAUGGCGCAGCGGCUACACUUAACAGGGACGCCAUUGACGCCCCAGGCUUCACCUACUCCUCGUACCAUUUGGCCGAAGCCUGUGCCAACCUCUACAAGACCCACCUGACCGGAACCCGCCACCCAAUCGUGCUGAUCGGCCAUUCAGCCGGGGCUGCAUCCGUAGCAUUAGUGCCGUCCUUCUGGGGAACCCCCACCCGCCAGCCUUUCUCAGCCUUGAUCCUCGUCGAGCCUGCCAUCUGGCCGGGAUCCAUGAUCGGCAUCGCAGACUCGCCCGCUUACAAGCUCGCCUGUUCCACUAUCCCACACCGGAGGAAGACGUGGGCGAGCAGGGAUGCUGUUCGCAGGGACCUAGCGCUGCGCGCACCGUGGAGAAUGUGGGAUAGCCGUAUUUUGGAUAUAUACAUUGAGCAUGGGUUCGAGGAGGACAAGGAGGGAGUGUCUCUCAGAUGUCGUCCCCAUCACGAGUGUCAACCGUUCGCCAACCAGAUAAAUGCAGUAUAUCCUAUCCCCGAACUGGAUAAGACGAGGAAGAAGGUGCCGGUGCAUGUGGUCUAUGGGGAGAGGAAUGAUUUGUUUACCCGGGAGAAGCAAGACUCCCUCCUUCGGGGGCGCAAGUUCGCUUCGGUCACCAGAAUUCCAGGCGCCGGACACCUGGUCGUCCAAGAAGCACCUGACGCUGUGGGAGACGUGUUGCUGAGCAUAUUGGAAGGGUUGCAGAACCAAAGGUAUGUCCAACGAGAGUUCGCUCUGUAGGAAAGGCUUCAAGUGUCGAGAUUUUGGAAUAUAACCAAUAGACGGAAUAGACAGAAAUGCUGAUUGUACGCACAGGACGAUUACCCUCUCCUACCUAGCCAAAGAGCUCGCAGAAGUUUGAGGCUUGUAGCAUCUGGCUUCGCCCGGGAGGGAGAAUAGUCAGUAUCUCGAGUCCUGUCAUGAACAAACAACUUAUCAGCAAGAAAAGUGGAAUAAAUAAAC